UUCCGAAAUGCGGAAGUAAACAACAAUGGAAUCUUUAAAUUUUAUUUCGUUAUUUUUGCUUUUUAAAGUAAUUACCUGCCAGCCUGGACAAAACCCAGGGCCAGAUGAUGUUAUAGUGAUACAGGACUUGCAUGGACGGUGCAAUAACAUUUGGAACCCGCUGGUGAAAAAAGUUCAGGAGAGAAAUAGAUACCAGCUGCUAUCACACGCUCAAGAACUGAAUUUCUAUGAGAGAGGACAAGACUGUGUUGUUACUUUGAUAGGGAAGCUUGAUCAUCAGUGGUCUAUACGGAUCCAGAGUUUUGAUGUGUACGGGCAGACAGAUGCUGCUGGGAUACCUAUUAAUUGUUACGAUUAUGUGAAAUUUUAUGAUGCUGAGAGAUGUGACAAUGCGAAGCUGUUAAAGGGGAUUGAUUUCCGGACCGGACUUUGUGGCACACUUUCAGAGACCCAGAUUGGUACGCUGGAGUUUACCACCUGUGCAAAUGUCCUCACCAUACAAUUCUUCACUGACAUUACUAAGGGUUCCAUCUACAAGAACGGGUUUUCUAUCGAGCUCACCCAGUAUUUGUGGACCAAUCCAACUGGAGGGCCUGACUGUGAUUUUGACCUGAACGGCAUUGCAGCGGGAGUGUGGCGAGAUGGUACGUUCAAUGAGUUUCAAAACACAUGGUCUGAUCAGCCGGUCAUUCCCGGGUAUGUGGAAGGAGGGAAUGAGGCCAACUAUGACAAGGAGAUUGACGGAAUUACGUGUUACGAGUGCGUUAACUGUCCAGUUGAACCGUUUGAACCGGAGAAAGACGGGACAGCCACAGAUACAGGAUGUUAUAGGUGCUCCAAGGAGUGGGACCAAGAAUACCAGGUUGCCAGAAGGAAAUGCUACAGCAGAGUUGACUACACAAACUUCAUAGAGGCUUUAAGAGAAAUAAACGAGCCCUUCAUUGGCUGCAGACAAAGUGUAGAUGACUUUUCCCGGACGAGGAACUACUGCUUCUGUGAUACAGAUCUGUGUAACGAGGGCACAAGAAGCUUUAUAAACUACAUAACAAUGUGCUCUCUAGUGCUGGUUACAAUGGUUUUGAGGUUAUUGUAGGGAGAUGGUUUUAAUGGUUGAUAUAAUUUUAUUUAUAGGAUGUACAUCAAACAGGUUACUAAAUUUAUAUACAGUUAAACCCCGUUGACUGGACUCCUUUUGUUCCAAUUCCUGUUGGCUCAAACUGGAUGCAAAGGACCAGUUUCUUUAAACUAAAGGUAAGCAAUCAAACUUGGUUCAAAAUUAUUGAGGCUCAAGGUAUGUUCGCUGUUCCCUGAGAGUUUGAGCCAACGGGGUCAGACUGUAUCUAAUGUUUAGAACUUUGUGUUUAAAUCACGUUUUAGGGAACACUAUAUCAUUCAAGUUCCAUUUUACAUGUCAAAUUUUGGUUUAGAUUUUAAGAAUCAACUUGUGUGUGAAACUAAUAAUAUUCAGUAGAUUCUAUUAAGUGCUACGGGUGGCAUUAUUGUAUUUCUAAAAUUACAGUAAAUUGGUUAUUUGUAAAAUUAUCAUAAUUCGGCAAAUUAAAUUUAGUAUUUAAAUCCAAACAUAUCAUGGCCAUUGUAAAUUUUCAUUUAUUGGAUAAUUACACUUUUUAUUUAAAAAUACAUAUCAGGGUUUUUUGAUAAUACCCUUUUUAAUGGUAUAUAGAGUAUGCAAUACUCAUUUUAUGUUCAUAAUAAUUAUGUAUAUGAUGUCUUCAUUUUACAAUUAUAUAUUCAUAUCUUACAUACAUAUCAGUUUUAAAUAUGUGAUUUUUUUAUGUCAAUUGCAAUUUUGUGAAAAAAAUUAUGUGCACCAUUCCAAAUUUUUGCUAUAUAGAGAAUACAUGUAUUAAAAUAAUAUUUGGCGUUUCUCUUUGUGAAAGAAAGUCAAUGGGUCAAAGGAAUUGUCAUUGCCUUGGUGCUUUCAUCUGGAUGGUCAUCAUACAAACACUUAUUUUUGCCGUAACUUAAACAUAUAUAUUGACAUGAAAAAUUUACCAGGAUAUUCAGAUAUUAAAGAAACAUAAUUAUGUGUAGCAUGGCCCAUAACUCUGGAUAUAGUAAUUAUAGAGUUAUCCCACAUGACCAUGAAAAACAGACAAACUUUUGCAUCCCCUUGCAAAAAUAUUGUUAUAUCACACGCGAACAAGUAUGUGAUUUGUCUGCAGAUUUCCUUGGAUCCUAUGACUUGUGGACCCCCCCCCCCCAAAAAAAAAACAACUACUUUUAUAAUUGAUUAAAUAAUGUAAACUGAAUGCAAAGAGAGCCCACAAAAAGGUCAUAAAAAGCCAGUUUUGCCUCUGGGCAGGGGGGUGCUUUACUCCUUAGGAAGCCUAGAGCGGCCCCAACCCCCCUUGCUGAAAUUCAUUGGUUUCAGCUGCCAGGUCAGUCACAUCCCUUGACUUAUUGUUCAUUUCAAAUUUGUGAUAUUUUCAAGUAUAUAUUAACAUGUACAGUCCAACAGGUUUCGAUAUUCAUACAUACCGUAAUUAUUCAAUUAAUCGCCCAUCCUCUAAUAAUUGUUCUAAAAAUGUGCAACAAUAUUGCCUCCUCUAAACAUGCUACACCAUUUUAAAAAACAACAACAACACCAUACCUUUCAAAUUAGUUUCCGGAUUUCCUGCUUUAAAUACAAUCUUACUUCACUUUUUUUGUCUUUAUGUCAAAAUAAUAUAAUGAUGACUGAUUUUAUCUUGGUUAAAAUCAAUUGUCUCUAAUCAAACACCCAUCCCCUACUUUGAACUCGGGUGCGAUUCUGAUAAACGCAUGGGUGAUAAAUAGAAUAAUAAUGGUACAUGUACAGUCGAACAGGUUUUGACAUUCAUACAUAUAUUGCAUUUUUUAUGUGUUUUUAUAUAAACCGGCAUGUUUUAUGUAUGUGGUUAUAUAUAGGAUUUUGAACUGGUUUCAGAAAAUUUCUCAUUUGUUUGAUUUGAUUAUAAUUAUGCACAAUAAAUCAAAUUUCACAACACAUACACGGUUAAAGGUUGUUAAAUGUUGCAUGUGCCAUUUUUAUAUUCAAAUAAUCUCUUGUUUAUCACCUACAUUUCCAUUUCCUGUUGUACCACGCUUAACAUUAAGAAUUGCAGUUUUAUUACUUAACAGACAUGACAUGAUAAUUUGGUUCCAUCCUGCUGAAGACACAAUAUAUUCUAAGACAGUUAGAACACAUUAUAUAUAAUCUUGCUCGCUUGCACCACUCUUCUUAAUCAGUGAAAUUUUACAAUAUGUUACCAAACUAUUACUUAAACAAUGGGCCACUUGUUCAGAACUUUGUUAAAGUUAACAACAUGAUUACCGUAAGAAGAUCAUUGUUAACUAUUAAAAGUGAAAUAAUCAACAAUGUGCUCAUACAUUUAACUAAAUCAAGUUCAGCUGAAACAGUUACCUCAAAUCUUGUUCAAAUAAUGAACCUCUGAAAGGCAACUACAAUGAUGUCAAAGAUGCACUCUUACUCCCAAAUAAGAUUUACCACAAUUAAUACAAUUGUUUGAUAUACCAAAAAGGAUGAAUAAAUGUCGAAAAACAAUGGUUCUUAUGAAGGAUACCAAGUUUAAUUUGAAAGAAAAGUGCAGAAAACAUGGUAUUUCUACAUUAUGAGAUAUAGUAGGUCACAGCUAAUCUUUAAGCACUCGCCAAUCAUUUAAUAAUUUUGGUUUUUCAGUUUUUGAAUAUGGUACACUGUUACAAUCUUGUUAUCAGUAAUUAAUAAUGCAUGCAUCAUUAUGUAAAUAGUUAAUGGUUUAUCGCUCAAAGAUUAUGUUUGUUAUUCAUGUGUAUGCAUUAAUUUUGAAUAAGAUUGUCACUUUAAAAGUUCUGAACAAUCGACCCAAUAUUGCAUAAUGCUAAACAUGGCAUACAUCUGUUGCAGAAUGUUAUGUUGUUAUGCUAAGUAUGAGCUGCUGUAAUAUUAGUAAUUGCUGAAAUGUUGUGCAUAAAAAAUAUUUCAUGAUCAGAUUUAUAUGUAGUUUAGUAUUUUUUUACAUGCAUUUAUCAAUUUGAAUUGGUUUCAAAACUAUAUAUUGUUCACUGGCUCAGCCUCUUUCUAAAUGAACAAAUAUACCCGGUCAUAAUCAGUAAUGGCCGUUAAAAAUCUUUAAUGGAAAUAAAUAUUGCAAUCAGAUUGGACAAAAUAUAAUUUCAAACACUAAAUUCUCUUAAAUGCCACUUUAUUUUUCACAAAGAUUAUAAAUUUGUCAAUGUUAAACUUGCAAAAAUUAAUAUGUGUUGAAGGGAACUUAUUUUUUGUUUGGUAUAAUAUCAAUAUAAAAUCAAUGAAAAUAACCAAAUUGUUUUAUCUUUUAAAGAUUCAGGGAACAAUUUGUUGCUCAUUGGAUUUUAAUUAUAUUAUACUUCCAAUUUUACUUUUUCAUUCCUUACACUGUAUAAUAGAGAACAAUAAACGUAGAAAUUCUA
Mya arenaria is the source of this 4434-nucleotide messenger RNA. RefSeq lists its product as uncharacterized. Lineage: Eukaryota; Metazoa; Mollusca; Bivalvia; Myida; Myidae. Bases 26 to 1093 code for a protein of 355 amino acids. The transcript has 9 exons. The record is from RefSeq and is a predicted model, not a curated record.